UGAAAGAAACAGUUUCUAUUUCUUUCUUGCCCUAAAACAGGGAAGAGGAGCAGCAGCACUUGCAAACCAUAUAUAUCCAGAGAGAGAGAGAGAGAGAGAGACAGAGAGACAGACACACAGAGAGAGAGACAGAGAGGUGAUAAUAUUAUUAUUAUUUUAGGAAAAAAAGAUUAUAGAUUCAUUAUUAUAUUCAUAUAUAUAUAGAGGAGAAAACACAGAAUGGGAAGAGGAAGAGUGGAGCUGAAGAGAAUAGAGAACAAGAUAAAUCGGCAGGUGACGUUUGCCAAGAGGAGGAAUGGGUUGCUGAAGAAGGCUUAUGAGCUUUCAGUUCUUUGUGAAGCAGAGGUUGCUCUCAUCAUCUUCUCCAAUCGUGGCAAGCUCUAUGAGUUCUGCAGCGGCUCUAGCAUGGCCAAAACACUUGAGAGGUAUCAAGCAUGCACUUAUGGAUCAAUGGAGACCAAUGGAGCAGGAAAAGACACAGAGAAUAGUUAUCAGGAUUAUGUGAGACUAAAAGCCAAAGUCGAAGUCUUACAACGUUCACAGAGGAAUCUUCUUGGCGAAGACUUGGAGGAUCUGGGCUCCAAGGAGCUAGAAAGGCUUGAGCAUCAGCUGGACUCAUCAUUGAGGCAAAUUUGGUCAAGCAAGAACCAAUUUAUGCAUAAUCAACUUGCUGAGCUUCAGAGGAAGGAAGAAAUGCUGCUAGAAGCCAACGAAGAAUUAAGGAAGAAGUUGGAGGAUUCAAAUGCUCACGUGCGACCACUGGAAGCUGGGUAUCAAGGCAUUGGCCCCCAGGCUGCUCCCACUGAGGGUUUUUUCGAACCUUUACGCUACAAUAGUACACUGCAACUAGGUUACAAUGCGGAGGCAACAGAUCAAGUGAAUGACGCAACUGCCACCCAACACAUUAACAACCAAUUGAACCCUGCAGGUUGGAUGCUUUGAUAGAUUUUGAAGUUAUAUAAACUGUACAAGUACUUGAACCAACAAAUUUAAAGAGUAAACUAGAACUUAUAUUGCAUGUGUAAGUGUAAGUAAGCAGAUUGUCUUCCUGUAUAAAUUCUUAUUGUUGUAACUUUGGAUUUUCCAAUAAACCCAGAUAUUCUUCAGAAAGCUUGAACUUGUUCGGCUCGUGUUAAAAUUAAUUAUGGCUUGAGAGAUUUGUAUUUUGGUGGAAGUUUCCUU
Messenger RNA from Tripterygium wilfordii, 1182 nucleotides. Its product is annotated as MADS-box protein CMB1-like. Gene Ontology annotation, cellular component: nucleus. Gene Ontology annotation, molecular function: protein dimerization activity; DNA-binding transcription factor activity, RNA polymerase II-specific; RNA polymerase II cis-regulatory region sequence-specific DNA binding. The record is from RefSeq and is a predicted model, not a curated record. The transcript has 8 exons. The coding region runs from base 220 to 942 and encodes 240 amino acids. NCBI's taxonomy places the organism in Eukaryota, Viridiplantae, Streptophyta, Magnoliopsida, Celastrales, Celastraceae. Gene Ontology annotation, biological process: positive regulation of transcription by RNA polymerase II.